UGCAAGUACCUUUUAUCAUAUCUUUCACCAAAGCUUUGCCUCCGAAUCUAUCACUAGAUAUAUUAUUCCGCCGACUUGACACGUUUCUAUUCGAGAAAUUGGAGAACGUUUCCAGGCUCCAUCUAGCUCUACCUCUAGCUCUCAGAAGAAUCUAUCCAAGAUUGAGCAUUCUGAAUACUUUCCAGCAUGUCUUCCAUUGAAGCGGCGAAUCUUUUCAACGUCAAAGGACUCGUGGCAGUCAUUACCGGCGGAGGGUCAGGAAUUGGGCUCAUGAUGGCAAAGGCCUUGGAAGCCAAUGGUGCAGCCAAGGUAUACAUAAUUGGCAGAAGGCAAGAAGUCCUUGACGAGGCAGCCAAACAAGCCAAACACGGCAAUAUUGUGCCUAUACAAGGGGACGUUUCCUCAAAGGAAGACCUCCAGCGCGCCGCAGCAAUUAUUCAGAAAGAUAUCGGGUACGUCAAUGUGCUCAUUGCCAACCAGGGAAAGACGGGUCCUGGCGUGAAAGAACUGAAAAAGGAUGCCUCAUUAGAGGAAUUCCAAGAUUUUCUCUGGAACAUGCCAGCGGAAGACUUUACGUCUACAUUGGAAACUAAUACGACCGCUACGUUCUACUCGGUUGUCGCAUUCUUGAAAUUGCUGGACGAAGGAAACAAAAAGGGCAACAUGGGCCUUACUAAAAGCCAGGUCAUUGCCACGAGCAGCAUAUCGUCUUACAGCAGGGUCAUCACUUCUGGAUAUGCGUACUCGGCAAGCAAAGCUGCGGUGACACAUCUCAUGAAGGCCAUGGCGACAAAUCUCGUCCCGUACGAUAUUCGGAGUAAUGUUAUCAUGCCUGGAGUCUACCCGUCUGAUAUCACUGCGGCCAUGUUCGGUUCCAUGGACGCUGUUAUGAACACCCAGUUCCCCCGUUCGGCAUUCCCGGCACAAAGAUCUGGCUACGAGGAGGAUAUGGCGGGCGUUGUCUUGUUUCUAACUUCAAGAGCUGGGGCCUAUUGCAAUGGAAACGUUUUAGUUACGGAUGGCGGCAGACUGGGCAUAGUACCGGCCUCCUACUAACGAUGUGACAUUUCUAGCUGCUUGAGCUCGCAGCCGCAGAUGAUGCUUGUUAGCGCCAUGGAAGGAGAUGGACAGUUCGGUUCAUAGACAUUUUGCAUCGAGUAACCAAACGGAAGUUAAGAAAUAUGCAAGUGAUCUAUAUAUAACGUUUAGACCUUUGCAUCUAGCUCAACGUCAAAUGAAA
Messenger RNA from Xylona heveae TC161, 1240 nucleotides. RefSeq names its product NAD(P)-binding protein. The coding region runs from base 187 to 1056 and encodes 289 amino acids. Lineage: Eukaryota; Fungi; Ascomycota; Xylonomycetes; Xylonales; Xylonaceae. The transcript has 3 exons. The record is from RefSeq and is a predicted model, not a curated record. Gene Ontology annotation, molecular function: oxidoreductase activity.